Messenger RNA from Candida dubliniensis CD36, 2277 nucleotides. RefSeq lists its product as uncharacterized. The transcript has a single exon. Gene Ontology annotation, biological process: intracellular sterol transport. The coding region runs from base 1 to 2277 and encodes 758 amino acids. Gene Ontology annotation, cellular component: endoplasmic reticulum membrane; plasma membrane; endoplasmic reticulum-plasma membrane contact site. NCBI's taxonomy places the organism in Eukaryota, Fungi, Ascomycota, Pichiomycetes, Serinales, Debaryomycetaceae. Gene Ontology annotation, molecular function: sterol transfer activity; sterol binding. The record is from RefSeq and is a predicted model, not a curated record.
AUGCCUGAUUUGACACCGCUAGAGGUUGAUGAGGAGGAGGAGGAUGCUUGGUCUUACUCGUUCCCACCUUCAAACGAGUCUUUGCCAAUACUGCAACAAUCGCAAUCGAAAAGAUCCGUCACACAGCCUUCAAAUUUCAAUUCUAAUAUAAAUUCAACAUUCCGUACAUCGCAAAAUGGUGAUAAUAGUUCGAAUAAUCUGCAAAUGAAAUUACUGAUAGAUACAACAACCACCUCAAGUAAAUCGUCCCUACCGUUUCCAUCUACAAUACAGAAAUCUACUCCUUUAGAUCCAUUAACUACCAAAGAAGAUGCCAAUUCGGUGAUCUCAAAAGAUUCCAAAGGUAAUGCCCUCAAUGAAGCCUCACAAUCUGACGAUAAACCAAAAUUCAUGAAGGAUUUAGAAGAAUAUGGUUCCACAAGAAAUAUCUCAAAUUCACCAUUAUCUCAACAAUCCACCAAUGAGGCCAGUUUAUUGCCGUCGCCUAAAUUUAUAUCUUACCGCAAAUCCAAGAGAACUGUAAGUGAAGGAACAUUUGAUUCGAUAUUAGACAAAUCACCCAUGUCACCCCCGGCAUCUAGAUAUGACACUAAAUUGUAUGUGGAUGAAUUCUAUAAAGACUCAAAAUUUCGAUAUGCAACAAUCAAAAGAAACAUUGACUUCCAUAAUAAUUUCCAUUCGUUAGACUUAACAGAUAGAUUGGUUGAUGAUUUUGCCUGUGCAUUGAGUAGAGAAAUUUUGUUACAGGGAAGAAUAUAUUUGAGUGAAAGUUAUAUAUGUUUUAAUUCGAAUUUAUUAGGUUGGGUGACGAAUUUAGUUAUUCAAUUAGAAGAAGUUGUCAAGAUUGAAAAAAGAUCAACUGCAGGUUUAUUUCCCAAUGCAAUUAGUAUUGAAACUGUUGAUGGCACGCUUCAUACAUUUGCAAGUUUCCUUUCGCGAGAUCAAACACACGAGUUAAUGCUGACAUUAUGGAAAGGUAAAACUGGGAAAUCAAAUAAUGAUCUGACACUUACAAGUGAAGAUGAAUUGGAAAAUGGUGCUAUUGAUUCUCCCAACAAACAUAUUGAAUCAUAUAUAUUAUCUCUUGAUGGAGACGACGACGAUAAUGAACUGCGGUCGUUGGAUGGCAGUAACGAGGAUGGUGACGAAAGCGGACUUGAUAUCGAAGAAGUGCUAAGUACCAAAUUAAUCAAACUCAAAUCAGAGUCUCUUUAUACUAACAAUGGUCCAGAUACACAUGCUCCAACCACUCCAAAUUAUGAAAAAUUAGAUGCAGAAAUAGAAUUAGUUGAUGAAGUUAUUGAUGCACCUAUGGGUAUUGUAUUUGCGAUAUUAUUUGGACCAUACACCAAGUUUCAAACUAAUUUCCUUGAAACUCAUGAUGGAUCAGAAAUAUCAGAGUUUGGUGAUUUCCGUCCAUCAGAGGAAGAUCCUGCUGUUCUUGAACGUAAAUAUAUUUAUCGUCGAGAAUUGGGAUAUUCAAUCGGACCUAAAUCGACAAAAUGUGAAGUCACUGAAACCAUUGAGCAUUUGAAUUUUGCCGACUAUAUAGUUGUGGUUUCAACAACAGUGACACCAGAUGUACCUCUGGGUGGUGUCUUUAGUGUUAAAACAAGAUACGUAUUUUCAUGGGCAAAUGAGAAUCAUACUAAUUUAUUAAUUUAUCACCAUGUUGAAUGGACAGGAAGAUCGUGGAUGAAGUCAGUUAUUGAAAAACUGUGUUUAUCUGGGCUGACUACCACAACCAAAGAGAUGAUCAAAGAAUUAAAAGAAGAGAUUGUUCAACAAACAUAUUUCAUAGAUGGACCACCAGCUGUCAAGCAACCUUUGAAAAAGAAGGUCAAAAAAGUGGAACCUGAACUUAAAAAUGAACAACCUAAAAUGGAGAUCAAACCUUCUACUACUGCUGUUGAUGUAUCAUCCUGUUUACAACAAAACAUUACGACAGCUUUUUUCAUUUUAUUUACAAUUGUAACGAUUAUUUUUUUUAUGCAAAUCAGAUUGUAUGGUCUUCUUCGAAAAUCAAAUACGAUUGCCGAAACUCAACUUUUAUUGACACUCCAAUUAUCAGAUUUACAACAAAAACCUCAAGUUGAAGUUCAAGAUAAUGUAUUUUGGAAUUUGAUACAUUCUAAAUUAGGUAGAAAAUUAACUUCAUUAGAAAAAUUGCAAUUUUUAACGUAUCAAUUGCAAGCUAUACACAAGGAAAAAACUGAUGAUGGUAAUACUAAUGGUUUAAUUGGUAGUAUUCCCAAAUAUAUACGUGAUUUGAUAUAG